AUGGCUACUUCAAUAAACAUGAUGCAGCCAGCUUAUACUGAUGCUGCUGGCAAACCCAUCGGUAAUGAUGUACACAGAUGGUUUCAAAAUGGAGUUAAACCAGUCGGAGUAGGGGAAAAGACUGGACCUUGUACAACUCAAACAACGUGUUAUAUUUUUCUUGGAAUAAUAUGUUUCCUUCUCCUGUGCAUUAUAAUCAUCGUUCCUCUGGUUCUUGCAUCGGUAUUAUCAAAAUCUUGA
Adineta ricciae is the source of this 240-nucleotide messenger RNA. Lineage: Eukaryota; Metazoa; Rotifera; Eurotatoria; Adinetida; Adinetidae. The record is from the annotation of a GenBank genome assembly.